Molecule: messenger RNA, 792 nt
Organism: Drosophila yakuba
Lineage: Eukaryota; Metazoa; Arthropoda; Insecta; Diptera; Drosophilidae
Exons: 1
Coding region: 94-648 (184 amino acids)
Source: RefSeq, a predicted model, not a curated record
AAAUCGAGUAGGUCAACCCAGAACUGUCAAAAUUUCAAAAUAGAAAAGCAUAAAGCAAAAACUUUUGGCAUACUACAUCCAAAACUGUGGGCAAUGCACAGACCAGCUGUAAAGGAACGUAAUCCUAGGACUACAAUCUAUCCUAAAGGUUUACCUCCAUCUAGAAUAUUUGCAAGUUCGACGAGUUCCGACAACGAGCCAAGUUGUUCCACAAAAUAUUUAAAUAAUGUGCAAAUCAAUAGAAACAUAAUUGAAACUCCGAGUGUCCAGUAUCAAAUUCCUGGUCUUUCUGAAAAUGGAUACGAUGGGGAUACCGAUGAAGUUGGCGAUGUUGAAGGGGAUGAUACCACAAUUACAAUCCUGCCAUCAAGCUCAAUUCCUUUGAACAACUAUGUGCUCCCAGAAUCGAUUCCAUCCCAUAGAUUUGGUGGAUUUCUACAUGUACUCUGCCGCAGUUUGUAUCGCUCUUUGGCCAGGAUGGCCACUGGAGUUGGAUUGAGCCAUCAACAGACUGCUUGGUACAAACACUGCUGGCAAACUCCUGGUUCCAAGCCAAAAAGUGUCCAUCUUAUGGAUUCAUCUGCGCCCAGAUUGAUUGCAAAGAUCCCGGCAAAAUCGCAAAACAGCGAGAGUUCAACAACGAUGUGAUAUCCUUAUCAUUUAGCCCUGCAUCGCAAUAGUCCGUAAAAUAUAUGUUCAAAAAUAUAAUAGGCAUACGUUCGCUUCAAAUCAAUAAAUAAAAAAAUAUACAUUAUGCACAACCGGAACCGCUGCGUAAAUAUUCUACAAGAA